AUGUCUUUAGUUAUGAGAAAGCUUUUUUGCAACUACAGAAUAUCUCGACUAGCUAAACACUGCACGCAACUAUCGCUGUGUGCUCCCUGCUCAAAAGUUGCAUCACCAGCUCAAAGCCCCAACGGAUACAGGCUUUGGACUGCCAUUGCACCGAGAAAUUUUAGUAGCAAACCAAAAAAGGACGAACAUUGCAAUGUAGGAACUAUCGGCCAUGUGGAUCAUGGUAAAACAACACUCACGGCUGCAAUCACAAAGGUGCUAUCGAAGGAUGGUGACACCAGCUACGUUUCAUACGAUCAGAUCGACCGAGCACCUGAGGAGAAGGCUAGAGGCAUUACAAUAAAUGCGGCACAUAUCGGCUACAAAACGAGAAAGCGCCACUAUGCUCACACCGACUGCCCCGGGCACGCUGAUUACGUGAAGAAUAUGAUUUCAGGAGCAUCACAAAUGGACGGUGCCAUUCUAGUCGUGGCCGCUACUGACGGUCAAAUGCCCCAAACGCGCGAACAUUUGCUACUAGCUCGGCAAGUUGGAGUUACCCGGAUAGUUGUAUUCAUCAACAAAGCGGAUCAGGUCGAUAAUGAAGUGAUCGAGCUGGUUGAAAUAGAGCUUCGUGAGCUUCUGACCGAUUUCGGCUUUGAUGGCGUUGAAAGCCCUUUCAUCGUUGGCUCAGCGCUUCUUGCACUUCAGGGAGACCAGUCAGAACUGGGUGAACCCUCGAUCCAUAGGCUUAUGGACGCGAUCGAUACGUACAUUCCCACGCCGACCAGGGACCUUACGUCACCGUUUUUACUCCCAAUCGACAAUGCCUUCACCGUUCCCGGCCGAGGUACAGUUGUCGUGGGAACAUUGGCACGAGGUAUUAUGAAGAAAAAUGACGAGGCGGAGCUGUUAGGGUUCGACGAGGAAAUACGCACUACAAUCGGUGGAAUGCAGGUGUUCAAGAAAGACGUCAGCGAGGGAAAAGCUGGCGAUAAUAUCGGCACGCUAUUACGUGGAGUGAAAAUUCAUUCCGUGCAACGCGGUAUGCUGCUGUGUGCGGCCGGAAGUGAGCGCGUAUCGAACCAUUUCGAGGCAUCCAUGUACCUGCUGGCAAAGAACGAGGGUGGCAGGUCAAAACCGCUAACGUCUAAAUACAUUCAGCAGUUGUUCAGCAAAACGUGGAACGUCCCAUGUCGGGUGGAUUUGGUUGGACUAGAUAUGCUCAUGCCUGGUGAUCACGGUGCUAUAAAGUUAACGCUGCUUAAAAAAAUGGUUAUGUCACGUGCGCAAUCGUUCACGGUGAGAGAAAAUGGGAAAACCGUGGCUACCGGUUUGAUCACCAAAGUGCUGGACCCAGUAAAUUUGCCACAGAAGAAGCUUAUAAAGCUGGAACUAGAAAAUUAAAUCCCUUUAGUAAAGGUAAAGUACCUCCUGGCUGGUACCUGUUGCUACGCUCGUCAGUCGUUAGAUGAAAUAUAGAUUAUCCGUAUUACCCAAACCAUCGGAACAUUGUGACUCUGCGAUGAAAAUAAGUUUCCUGAGAAAUAAGCGACAGCA
This is a messenger RNA of Anopheles nili, 1539 nucleotides long. It is a transcript of the gene mEFTu2, whose product is annotated as elongation factor Tu. The record is from RefSeq and is a predicted model, not a curated record. Gene Ontology annotation, biological process: mitochondrial translational elongation. Gene Ontology annotation, molecular function: GTP binding; translation elongation factor activity; GTPase activity. The coding region runs from base 1 to 1386 and encodes 461 amino acids. Lineage: Eukaryota; Metazoa; Arthropoda; Insecta; Diptera; Culicidae. Gene Ontology annotation, cellular component: mitochondrion. The transcript is spliced from 2 exons.